This is a messenger RNA of Culex quinquefasciatus (southern house mosquito), 1688 nucleotides long. RefSeq lists its product as uncharacterized. The transcript has 2 exons. Bases 26 to 1636 code for a protein of 536 amino acids. Gene Ontology annotation, molecular function: protein binding. Lineage: Eukaryota; Metazoa; Arthropoda; Insecta; Diptera; Culicidae. The record is from RefSeq and is a predicted model, not a curated record.
GUUACUCAGCAAAGUAACGAAAAAAAUGGAUCAAAAACGUAACGCCAGUCCAAAUCCGGACACAAACCGGAAGUUCACAAAGACAACAGCAGCGACAUCUGCGUCAUCCAGCGGAACUCAAAUUCCAGAGCUUCCACAGCUGCCAACUGAAAUCUGGACCAGCAUUUUUGACCAUUUAUCCGCAAACCAACUGCUAACUCUACGCCAGGUUUGCCACCGCUGGAGAAACAUCAUCAACAGCAACGCUCCGCUGCUGGCCAAACUUACCGUCACGUUUCCGGCGCGACUCACAAUCUGCUCCACCUACCAGCCCGCCAACCUUCCACCAGCCGCAAAGGUGCACUUCAAAAACGUGACCAUAACCGCAAUCGGCCGCUGGUGGAGGCCGUUUGGACAAGAUCUAACCGAGCUCAAGCUGAGCAGCUACUCGGAAGUUGACCACGCGAGCUUGCUGGUGAUGCUGAAACAGACACCGAAUCUCAAAAGUUUCGAAAUGAUCGAGUCUAAGCUGAGCGGUGAGCGUCCUCCUGGAGAGGUAGAAUUCCGUCUUGAUAAGCUUGAAGAGCUGGUUCUCUGCGGCAUCGAAGAUGCAGCGCCGGUGGAAGUUAUUCGGCUGCUCUGCGGCGGCUUGAAGCGCCUGAGAAUCUCCUGGGAUUGGUUCACGGAAGAGCAUCCUGUUUCGGCGCAGGAGAUGGGAGAAUUUUUGGAGCGGUUACAGGAUUCGUUGGAGGAGCUGUACGUGACUUGCACAGAAGAUACUCUGGUUGAAUUGAUGAGACUUGAUCGACUAAAGUUGCGGAAGCUUACACUGGCAGGAGAUGAACAUACGGAUGACGAUAAGAGCAAAGGUCUCCUUAUUGAACUCUGUAGGAAGCUUCCAUCCUUGGAAUAUCUCAAAAUCAAAGGUAUUCGGACGUUUGAUGAACAAAGUCAUUCGCUACUCUGCAAAAUGGGACAAGUUCUUCCAAAUUUGAACUGUUUACAAAUCAAUGGAAUGCACGUGGACCUUGCCUUCCUGCACAACUUCCCCAAACAGUUACAAACUUUCAAGCUAUCUGGUGAUUCGAGGUGGGAUUCGGGCAGCGCAGUAGAAAUUCAAUUCAACGGUGACGAACACUUGAACCUAAAAGAGCUGCAGCUGAAGAAAAUCCACAUCGAAGAUUCCUGCUUACAGCGGUACCUUCCAAAAAUGCCCCACCUGCGCUCGCUAACCAUAAAAUGGUGCACGACCAACUUCUGGUCGGACCUGCUCCAACCACUGAAGUCACUCAAACUGCUGACCGCACUAUCGCUGCACGGAAUCAACGUGAACGAGUCCGCCGACGACUGGACCGGCCUGGAGCGGGACGACUUUGCGGCGUCCCUGGCCCGUCUGCAGCUGGCUCAGUGCGAAAUGCCGCCGAAGCUACUGGCCACGGUCCUGGCCGGGUGUCCAGGCCUGCGGGAGUUGCGCUUGCAGUCCAUGAAGCUGAACGACGCGGCGGAUGAAGAGCAAGUGGCUCACGUCGUCUGCCGGAAGCUGUCCAAGUUGAGCACGCUGAUCAUAGAGGGGUGUGAACUGUCAAACGAGGAAGGUGUUUUUUUGCGCGAAAAUUGUAAAUCGUUGAAGGAGUUGCGAAUUACGGGCUGUUUUUAGAAAAAAUGUAGUUUUUUUUCUGGUUAAAAAAAUAAAAUUGUGUUGAAUUUAA